This is a messenger RNA of Zea mays, 432 nucleotides long. The record is from the annotation of a RefSeq genome assembly. Lineage: Eukaryota; Viridiplantae; Streptophyta; Magnoliopsida; Poales; Poaceae.
AUGACAAAAGCUAUACCAAAAAUAGGUUCACGUAAGAAAGUGCGUAUUGGUUUGCGUAGGAAUGCCCGUUUUAGUUUACGGAAGAGUGCACGUAGAAUAACAAAAGGGAUUAUUCAUGUUCAAGCUAGUUUCAACAAUACCAUUAUAACCGUUACAGACCCACAAGGUCGGGUCGUUUUCUGGUCCUCCGCAGGUACUUGUGGAUUCAAAAGCUCAAGAAAAGCAUCACCCUAUGCUGGUCAAAGAACAGCAGUAGAUGCUAUUCGUACAGUGGGUUUGCAACGAGCAGAAGUUAUGGUAAAAGGUGCUGGUAGCGGAAGAGAUGCCGCAUUACGAGCCAUUGCUAAAAGUGGUGUACGGUUAAGUUGUAUACGCGAUGUAACACCUAUGCCGCAUAAUGGAUGUCGACCUCCUAAAAAAAGACGUCUGUAA